AUGAAGGCUGGGAUCGCAACUCUUGGACUUCUCGCAGGGCUAUUGGACGGUGUGCAAGCCCAGUACGUCGCCACAGACCACAUCCGCGUGUUCCUGUUCGGGCAGACAAGUUACUUCUCCGAGGUCGCGGUUGAUGUUCGCAACAAUACGUGCCUCAGCUUGGACAACAACUUGAUAGAUGGAAAGGUGCAGUCGGUGUUGGUCGGUGGACACAACAUCUGGGAUGUGUACCAGCGGAACGACGAAUGGUACUGCAUACUUUACGAUAACUUCGAUUGUACCGGUUCAGAGGCAUCCAUGAUUACCGUUGCGGGUGGGACAAAUAAUUUGGCGACCGCCGGGUGGGGGAAUCGCGUACAUGGACUGCGUUGUAUAAACGAUGACCCGGCUUGA
Paraphaeosphaeria sporulosa is the source of this 393-nucleotide messenger RNA. RefSeq lists its product as uncharacterized. Lineage: Eukaryota; Fungi; Ascomycota; Dothideomycetes; Pleosporales; Didymosphaeriaceae. The record is from RefSeq and is a predicted model, not a curated record. The transcript is spliced from 2 exons. Bases 1 to 393 code for a protein of 130 amino acids.